UACAGGAAAGUGGCGUUGUGUUCAGUUAAGACUUUGUGGAAAGAAUUAUUACUAUAAUUUACAGUGUGUACAGACCCGAGUCUACAUGAUGCUGCAUUGUCUGUCCUUACACCACUUAAUAGUUCUGCUCUUAAUGGUAGUCAUAACAGAAUGUACAGAGACCCAGAGACCUUGUGAAGAGCAGGAGGUUGAGCAAUAUGGAGCCAAAGGACAAAGUACAUUUCUACACUGCUUCACCACAGAUCAAGAAACAGCCACUCUAAAUAUAACACUUUACAGACAAGAAGGAAGUGAAUCAAACAAGCUGUUAUAUCCCGCUAGUAGCCUAACAGUGGAGCAGCAGAGACUGUCUCUUCAGAAGGACUCGGGCAAAGUGAUGUUUGUGUUGCAUAAUCUGAGCUUCUCUGAUGGUGGUCAGUAUAAAUGUGAGGUUCACAAGAACCAAAACUGCCUAAUAAUCAAAACAUUUUUUCUAAAAAUUAAAGAAUGUAAAAUCUUGGAUCCAGUCAAAGCAGUGCAGAACUCAGCAGUUACAAUUACAUGCCCUGUAUUCUCACCACACCCUCGAAGUACACAAGUCUUUUGGGAGGCUGUUUAUGGAGACAGAGCUGAUCAUAUAUACCAGUGCCCCUCCUCCUGCACUUCAGCAAGCAACAACAGAACAGCUAAUCUCUGCUCAAGAGCAAGAACAGAAGAGGAUCCAGAAAGGGGAGCUAGAUCACUGACCAUUAGUCCUGUGAACUCCUUAGAUGCUAUCUGGUAUCGGUGUACAGUGAAAGCUGGCCAUGUAAAAUACUGUUCUGAAGUUAAAGUUAUUGUGAAAGAUGAGCCUCCGGUUCAGCUUUUGACUAAAGACUGUAAAAACAUUGGCACGUUCAAAGCAGCACUGAACUCAGCAUUCACGUUCACAUGGCCUGUGCCUACAUCAUAUUCUGGAGCCACGCAGGUGAUCUGGUGGACCAUUGAAGGAGACAAGACUGUUCCGAUAACACGCUGCCCAUCUCCCUGCACCUCCAGCAGAGCCCGAAGACCCCUUUGUGAAAGAGUUAAAACAGUGCAGGGUGCAGGGAAUGUAUCACUGACCAUAAAUCCUGUAAAGUCCACAGAUGCUUUGUGGUAUUGGUUUAGAGUGAUGAAUGCCACCUCAUGCAAUGCAUUCAUGCUUUCUUUCACAGGUAACACCUCUCCUUAUCAGACAGCUAAAGUCACAGGUGGUUCCCACGCAGGGCUCAUCAUUCCAGAGCCAUCAGAGAACAGUACUGAAGAGACUGCAGAAGUCAACAACUUUACUGUGACAGUGACUGUGGCCUCAACAGUCUCUGUAUGCAUCUUUGUGGCCCUGUUGGUGCUAUUGGUGAGAGCACGUCAGUGUUUCAGAAAAUGGAAGAAGAAGGGUGUACGCAAAAUUAAGCUUGAGAGUCAGUAUAAUGCAUAUGCAGAAAUCGCAGACAAGGAUACCUUCCUGUAUUCGUUAGUCCAGCAUGAUCCUGCAAGCAUGUGCACUUUUAAGAACCAGUGAGAAAAUCCCAGCCCAGUUUCAGAUUGUGUUUUUGAUGUGAUUUUUAUUUUCUUCUCACUUGUUUUCUUUGUUUUUGAGACAUAAAAAAACAUCAGUACAAUGAUUAGAAUGCCUGUAUACUUGAGCAUUGACUCAAUGCUUUAUGAUGUUGACUGUGUGUUGACUGUGAAUGUUCACCUUUAUGUCUUAAAUAAAUAAAUACUCUAAAACCUUUU
Molecule: messenger RNA, 1734 nt
Organism: Pygocentrus nattereri (red-bellied piranha)
Lineage: Eukaryota; Metazoa; Chordata; Actinopteri; Characiformes; Serrasalmidae
Exons: 10
Coding region: 86-1519 (477 amino acids)
Biological process (GO): T cell costimulation; immune response; cellular response to lipopolysaccharide
Cellular component (GO): external side of plasma membrane
Source: RefSeq, a predicted model, not a curated record